Messenger RNA from Medicago truncatula (barrel medic), 2950 nucleotides. RefSeq names its product protein FAR-RED IMPAIRED RESPONSE 1. NCBI's taxonomy places the organism in Eukaryota, Viridiplantae, Streptophyta, Magnoliopsida, Fabales, Fabaceae. The transcript is spliced from 5 exons. The coding region runs from base 241 to 2553 and encodes 770 amino acids. The record is from RefSeq and is a predicted model, not a curated record. Gene Ontology annotation, molecular function: zinc ion binding. Gene Ontology annotation, biological process: regulation of DNA-templated transcription.
GAAACGCACGGGCACGAAGUGCACGAAUCGGGUAAAUCGUAACCUCACGAACCCACGUUCUCUCCUCUUCUAACAUUUCUGCAAAUCGCACCGUUUUCUUCGCUUCGCAAUUCCAUAACCGUCUCGCCACCACUUUUUCCCGCUUCCGCAACCACCACCGUAGCGUUCGAAGAAUCCUUUUACCGCCGAAUCGUUUCUGUACCCUAAUUCCUCUUCACACGAAUGUGUUCGCUUUAAAUCAUGGAAGAAAUAGUUGCAUCUUGUGACAAAGUUGAAAAAAGUGAAGCAAGUAAAAGAAGUGAUGAUAAAUUUUCAGCUGCUAUUGUUGUUAGUGAAGAUGAAGAACCUAGAACUGGGAUGACAUUUAGGUCUGAAGAAGAAGUUAUUAGGUAUUACAUGAAUUACGCUAAUCGUGUAGGUUUUGGAGUUACAAAAAUAAGUUCAAAAAAUGCAGAUGAUGGAAAGAAGUAUUUUACUCUAGCAUGUAAUUGUGCAAGAAGGUAUGUGAGUACUUCGAAGAAUCCUUCGAAGCAAUAUCUUACCUCGAAAACACAGUGUAGGGCUAGGUUGAAUGCUUGUGUAGCUUUAGAUGGAUCGAGUACCAUUUCAAGAAUUGUUCUUGAACAUAAUCAUGAACUUGGUCAAACCAAAGGCCGGUAUUUUAGAUUGGAUGAGAGUUCGGGGACUCAUGUAGAGAGGAAUUUAGAACUUAAUGAUCAAGGUGGGAUUAAUGUUGAUAGAAAUCUUCAAUCCGUGGGUCUUGAGAUGAAUGGGUGUGGAAAUCUUACUUCUGGAGAAAAUGAUUGUAGAAAUUUUGUGCAGAAAGUAAGACGGCUAAGACUUGGGAGAGGAGAUGUUGAUGCAAUUCAUAGCUUUUUUCAUAGAAUGCAAAAGCAAAAUAGUCAAUUUUAUUGUGCAAUGGAUAUGGAUGAUAAAAGGAAUAUACAAAAUUUAUUUUGGGCAGAUGCGAGAUGUAGGGCUGCAUAUGAAUAUUUUGGUGAAGUCAUAACUUUGGAUACCACUUAUUUAACAAGUAAGUAUGACUUGCCAUUGGUCCCCUUUGUUGGAGUGAACCAUCAUGGUCAGACUAUUUUAUUGGGGUGUGCAAUAUUGUCGAACCUGGAUGCUAAAACUCUUACCUGGUUGUUCACAAGAUGGUUAGAAUGUAUGCACGGACAUGCUCCAAAUGGCAUAAUUACUGAAGAGGAUAAAGCAAUGAAAAAUGCAAUUGAGGUUGCCUUUCCUAAAGCUCGUCAUCGAUGGUGCUUGUGGCAUAUAAUGAAGAAGGUUCCAGAAAUGUUGGGUAAAUACUCCCGUAAUGAGUCUAUCAAAACACUUUUGCAGGAUGUGGUAUAUGACUCUAUGAGCAAAAGUGAUUUCAUGGAGAGGUGGGGAAAUAUGAUAGAACAUUAUAAUCUACAUGAUAAUGAAUGGUUAAAAUGGUUAUUUGAUGAGCGGCACCGUUGGGUUCCUGUGUAUGUGAAAGACACAUUUUGGGCUGGAAUGUCGACUGCACAACGGAAUGAAAGUAUAAACUCAUUUUUUGAUGGGUAUGUUAACUCAAAGACAACAUUGAAGCGAUUUGUUGAACAGUAUGACGAUGCAUUGAAUGAUAAAAUCGAAAAGGAAAGCAUGGCUGAUUUUGAUUCAUUUAACUCAACAAUUGCUUGUGUGAGUCAUUUUGGCUUUGAAGUCCAUUUCCAGAAAGCAUUUACCAUUGCCAAAUUCAAAGAAUUUCAAGUAGAGGUCUUUUCUAUGAUAUAUUGUAAUACUAGCUUUGAAAGAUUGGAGGACUUGAAUUCUAUAUUCUCUGUUACUGAAAAUAAGAAAGUAAAAGAGAAAGUUAAAGACGUGGUGUUUAAGGUAUCUUUCAAUGAAAAGGACUUCAAUUUGCAGUGCACGUGCUGCUUAUUUGAGUUUAAAGGAAUUUUAUGCAGACACAUUCUUUGUGUGCUUAAGCUCAUUGGCAAAACAGAUUCAAUGCCCUCUUUUUAUAUUUUGCCACGGUGGAGGAAGUAUGUAAAGCGGAGAUAUACAUUGAUUAAACAUGGUUUUGAAGAAUUGCAACGUGUUAAUAUGGCCUGUGAUGCCUUUUAUGAAGUUGCUUCUACUAUGAUAAAUUCUGAAGAUAAUUUACAGAAAGUGAUGAAUAGGAUCAAGGACUUGAAAACCGCGUUAUCUUCUAAAGAGCCAUCCUCCAGGAUUACACAAGAACAUACUUCAGUUCCAAACCCCGUGACUAGGAUUGUUGAUCCAGCAGUAACUCACAGUAAUGGGUAUCCUCUUUCAAAAAGGAAGACAUCUAACGUUGAUCAAAUUUUAAAGAAGAAGCUUGCAAGACACAAAACUCCAAAGAACAACCAGGAAAAUAAAAACGAUCAAAGUCAAGAAGAGGGCUUAUUGUGUACACCUAUUCUUCAAGAAACUGAUGAUGAAGAACAUCUUAGUGAUGUAAACCAGGUUCCAUAUUGUCCUCAAAUCAUAAACCAGAAUAUUUCCUGUUCUGAACUUUUACAGGCACAACACCAUAAGAAUGAUCAACCAUCCUCAUAAAGACAUAGACCAACCACUGCUCUGGACAUGUUGGUUAUAGUUGCUGUUAAACAAAGUGGACUGCUUUGCAUGCAUAUAUUUAGCUAUUUCUCUUACCAUUUAAGUAGAUAAAUCUAGAAUGAUUUUGAUGUUGUUGAUGUUUGAUUAUUAAUCGUAUUUGUAGGCUACACAGUAUUUCCUAUCUUUACAUUUAACACUCUAAUAUUACAGCAAUGUAAAUACAAGGGCAAUUUGUACAUUGCCCCACAAAAGUUCUAGCUUACGUAUUUACACUUACAAUAGCAUUGGGUAACUGUUCCUAAAAUACUUGAUGGUUAUACACUUAUACUGCUUAUGAAUCACGAGAGAAUGUCUCCUUUGAACUCCGCAAUGUGGAAUUAUAGUUGUAUUCCUCUUA